Messenger RNA from Patiria miniata (bat star), 1386 nucleotides. RefSeq names its product cell surface glycoprotein 1-like. The record is from RefSeq and is a predicted model, not a curated record. NCBI's taxonomy places the organism in Eukaryota, Metazoa, Echinodermata, Asteroidea, Valvatida, Asterinidae.
CGGUGUGACAUUCACAGACCGCUCGUAGAUUGAGCUCGGAGCAGCGUGCUGCCUGUACGUCGCCGGAUCAUAUAAUUGACAGGAUUCAGAGGGAUUUCUGGGCGAAUUUGAAGGCAGAGCGAUCGCCGUCAACCCAGGUGAGCAAGAUGCGUCAACGGCGGAGUUCAGAUGCGCUCUUUGUGGCCUUUUUGUUUCUUCUCGUAACAGUCCCAGUGCCAACAGUCUCAGUAGGAAAUCAAACAACAGCAACAAUGACUGGCGGACAAACCAACAACACAGGAGCACCAACCGAGGAUCCAGGAACAACCCAAAGUCCAACAAUAACCAACGAUCAAGGAGCAUCAACCAACGACACAGGAGCACCAACCGAGGAUCCAGGAACAUCCCCAACUCCAGGACCAACCAACACGCCAGGACCAACCCCAACUGCAGGACCAACUAACACUCCAGGAACACCUCCAACUCCAGGACCGACCAACACUCCAGGAACACCCCCAGCUCCAGCAACAACCAACGACCCAGGAACACCCCCAACUCCAGGACAAACCAACGACCCAGGAACACCCCCAACUGCAGGACCAACCAACACUCCAGGAACACCCCCAGCUCCAGCAACAACCAACGACCCAGGAACACCCCCAACUGCAGGACCAACCAACACUCCAGGAACACCCCCAGCUCCAGCAACAACCAACGACCCAGGAACACCCCCAACUCCAGGAACAACCAACACUCCAGGAACACCCCCAACUCCAGAACAAACCAACGCUCCAGGACCAACAGACACUCCAGGACCAACCAAUGCUCCAGGACAAACUAAUGUUCCAGGACAAACCAACGCUGCAGGACAAACUGACGCUCCAGGACAAACCGACGCUCCAGGACAAACCGACGCUCCAGGGCAAACCGACGCUCCAGGACAAACCGACGCUCCAGGACAAACCGAUGCUCCAGGACAAACCGACGCUCCAGGACAAACCGACGCUCCAGGACAAACCGACGCUCCAGGACAAACUGAUGCUCCAGGACAAACCGACGCUCCAGGACAAACCGACGUUCCAGGACAAACCGACGCUCCAGGACAAACCGACGCUCCAGGGCAAACCAAUGCUCCAGGAACAACCACAUGUGCAACACCAACUGUGAAUGUGCCGACAGUCGAUGGGCAGUGUUUAGCUGUUGGUGCAACCACACUUGAUGUGACUUGGACCGCUGUAACUGCCACCAAUGCUGGGGGUGCAAGCAUCGCCUGUACUGAUUCUGGAGGCGGAACUGGAGUGACGACCACUGGUGGCACCUUUGGGGCAGGAUCACACACAAUAACGUGCAGCGUUACCAAUUCUGGCGGUUGCUCUGGCUCCAAUACCUUCACAUUUCUCGUAGCAG